Aspergillus nidulans FGSC A4 is the source of this 1271-nucleotide messenger RNA. Its product is annotated as allantoicase. Gene Ontology annotation, molecular function: allantoicase activity. Gene Ontology annotation, biological process: allantoin catabolic process. Bases 28 to 1122 code for a protein of 364 amino acids. The transcript has a single exon. NCBI's taxonomy places the organism in Eukaryota, Fungi, Ascomycota, Eurotiomycetes, Eurotiales, Aspergillaceae. The record is from RefSeq and is a predicted model, not a curated record.
CGGACACAGUCCAAGGAACUAUAGAAUAUGGCAGACAUCACCUUCGUCCCCUCUGAGGACAUCGAUAAGGUCUUCGCCCACACCACCAACCUCGCCUCAGCCGCCCUCAACAGCAAAGUGCUCGCCUGCUCAAACGACUAUUUUGCUGCUGCCUCUAACCUGCUGACUCCAACACCGCCCAUCAACCGCCCCGGCGUCUUCAUCCACACCGGUGCUUGGUACGACGGCUGGGAAACCCGCCGGCACAACCCAGACCCCUAUGACUGGGUAGUCAUCAAGCUCGGCGUCGCCAGCGGCGCGAUUCAGGGCGUCGAAGUCGAUACGGGCUUCUUCGUCGGCAACUACGGCGAAAAGGCCGAAUUACAGGCUACAUAUGCACCGGGCAUCAGCGACGCCGAAGUCGCAGACCCCAGCUACAGCGGGUGGACGACAAUUCUCCCCCCACAGGAAUGCGGCCCGUCACAGCGGCGCGCGUGGAAGUUGAAUAGCUACGACGCGGCGAAUCCGACUCCGUACACGCAUGUCCGGCUGCUGAUGUAUCCAGACGGCGGGUUCGGCCGGCUACGGCUGUAUGGGCAUGCUAUCCCGCCGACUCUUGAGUCGACUUCGAAGGAUCAGAACGAGUUGCCGACGGAAGAACUGUCUUCUGCGCUCUUGGGAGGUCUUGCCCUCGGUGCCUCAGACCAGCACUAUACACCCUGCAGCAACCUACUUCUUCCUGGUCGAGGAAAGGACAUGGGCGACGGCUGGGAGACAGCCCGGUCCCGCGCCAAGGGCCACGUCGACUGGGCUGUUAUCAAGCUUGGACUCCCUGGCUCUGUGUCAAAGGUCGUUGUCGACACUAAGGAUUUCCGCGGCAACUUCCCUCGCGCCGUGCGUGUUCAUGGACUGCCCGCCGGCUCCGUUGGCAGUGAUGAGGUUCCUGCGCAUGACCAUGCGGGAUGGACGGAGAUUGUCAAAGGUGAUAAGCCCUGCCAGGCGGAUACAGAACAUGUCUUUGAGGGCGCAGAUCUUGCGGCCGACUCGGGAAUUUUCACUCAUGCUAAGCUUACUCUUGUGCCGGACGGAGGUGUGAAGAGGUUCCGGGUCUUUGGAAAGAGAGAUCUCUCUGCAAAGAAAUAAAAAGGGUAUCAGAAUGGAUUCUUCUGCUCAACCACAGUUUCUUCUGUAGUCAAGUCGACAUCCUGCCCACUACUGCCGAAUCCAGUAGAAUCCGCUUGUACAUUGACUGAACUUUUCAAGUUAAAAUCUAAACGCGAAGACAUUCACUC